Pristis pectinata (smalltooth sawfish) is the source of this 4165-nucleotide messenger RNA. RefSeq names its product lysophosphatidylglycerol acyltransferase 1 (gene lpgat1). Gene Ontology annotation, cellular component: endomembrane system. The coding region runs from base 509 to 1618 and encodes 369 amino acids. The transcript has 9 exons. NCBI's taxonomy places the organism in Eukaryota, Metazoa, Chordata, Chondrichthyes, Rhinopristiformes, Pristidae. The record is from RefSeq and is a predicted model, not a curated record. Gene Ontology annotation, molecular function: acyltransferase activity.
UCAUUUGGCCACCGACUCCCCUUCAUUUGGACAGUUGGGGGGCCAAAAAUCUCCAGACAUUGAAACAACCGGCGUGGUUUUGAAAACGGACUUUCCAGUUUAUCCAUUUCUUCGCACUGGGGACGAACUGAGUCGUUUUAUUAUCGUUGCAUUGGGGGAAAAAAAUCGUGGGAUCACCAUCGCGAGAUUAUUUGUAUUUUUUUACAUGCUGGAAGGUGCAGAAGGAAAUAGUGUCGGCUUAAUGUUGUACUUGGUUGGCUUGAAAGUAGAUAUCAUAGGCUUGAGGACAUGAGUGAGGAAACCAGCUUCUUCUUGGCCCAGUGGCUCCCGGCAGCUGCUGCUUAUCCUCGUUAUAUCUAUGAGUAAUGGCCCAGACGAUCAGUCCAUGAACCCCCAGCUACCACAAUAGUAACCGUCCAGCGUCCUCUCUGUUUCCUUCAUCUGUCUCGUAUCCAUUUAUAGGUACUGGUUCACAAACAACAUCGGGUCAGACAGCGGUGGUAGAAGCAUGGCAAUAACUCAAAAAGAAAUACUGUAUAGCAGCUGGAUAUUGGUGAAAGGGGCAAUCCGAUUUGCUUUUAUGGUCAUCAACAAUUUGGUUGCCAUUCCAUCCUAUGUUUUGUAUUUCAUAGCCCUUCAGCCAUUGAAAUUAUUUAACAGUAAACUGUUCUGGCGUGUAGAAGGAAUAAUGUUCAAAUGGCUGCUGGCUAUGGUGUCAUCAUGGGGUUGGACAGCAGGUUACACAGUGGUUGAAUGGGGAGAUGAUGUAAAAGCAAUUACCGAAGAUGAAACAGUGGUCUUGGUGAAUCAUCAGGCAACAGGUGACGUCUGCACCCUCAUGAUGUGUCUGCAAGACAAAGGAACGGUAGUUUGCCACAUGAUGUGGCUAAUGGAAUAUAUUUUUAAGUUUACAAACUUCGGUAUUGUUUCUCUCAUCCAUGGGGACUUCUUCAUUAAGCAGGGUAAAGCUCACCGUGACAAGCAACUGAUUCUCCUUCGGCAGCACUUAGAAAAGUACUACAGGAGCCGAGGUCGGAAGUGGAUUGUAUUGUUUCCUGAAGGAGGUUUCCUGAGAAAGAGGCGAGAAACAAGCCAAUUAUUUGCUAAGAAGAACAACUUGCCAUUUCUAAAACAUGUAACUCUGCCCCGACAGGGAGCUACUGAAGUGAUCUUGCAAACCCUGUGUGCACAGCAUGAAAAUGGAGCAAUUGGUGAUGCUAAUGGUGCAGUGGCCAAACACAAAGGUCUCCAGUGGGUCAUAGACAUAACCAUCGCGUAUCAGAAAGCAAAGCCAAUAGACAUCCAGACAUGGAUCAUUGGUUACAGAGAACCAACCAUCACACACGUUCACUACAGGGUCUAUCCUAUUAAAGACGUCCCUGUCGAGAGUGAGGCACUAACCAGCUGGCUCUACCAGCGGUUUGUAGAAAAAGAGGAACUCCUGGCACACUUUUAUGAAACAGGAGCAUUCCCACCUACCAAAGGUCAAACAGUGGCGACUUCCAGACCGAUGGUCCUUGACUCAUUCUGGCUCUUCCUAGUACAACUAAUGGGAUUUCUUUCUGGCUACAUGUGGUAUAAUGUUCUGCACUAUUUGUAUCACUGCUUGGGGCUCUAGGAGUCUUGAGAACUAAAACAUUGAAUUAGGAUAUGAACUCCAGUGUUUGUGUCAGUAUCCAUGCGUGAAUACAAUUGUUUCUUGAAAGAUGAUAAAAAGAGAAGAAUGGAUUCAUUCCCUGCCAUUUUGAUUGAGAUUUUUAGACUCCAAUCUAAAAUAUUAAUUCAGAUCAUCAAGUCUACGACCUGAUGUUAAGGGUUCUGACGUGUUUACGUGCUCGUUAAGCAUCCACACUGUUUAAUUAUGCUGCAUAUCUACAGAUGCCCUCUUCUAGAGGGAGAAUGCUGGAGUACUUCAAAUUAUUGCAGUAUACACCACAUCCUUCACCGUUGCUUCAGAUGACAAAGUUGCCCAGAGAUGAAUCUCGAUAGAAGAAGCCCACAUCUACCUAUUCCAGGUUAAAAUUAUACUAAUGAGAAACUUGUCAGAGCUGCCACAAUUUUGUAUGGUAUUGGCAGAGAGCAGUGUUUGUCUCCCUCAGCAGUUAUUCAAUAUAUUUUGUUUUGUGAUUCAUUAAAAGGCCACUUCUAAAGCAUGGCCUAAAGCACCUAAAAUUCUAGUGAUUUGCAGGUCAUUAAUUGUCAAUGACAUUUAUAUAGAUACCGGUAAAGUAGUUAUGAAAGCAGAAAUAACAUGUUUCAGCCUAGUUCUAGUAUGUACAAUGCAGUACAUCUGAGUACAGUUUAGUUGAAAUGACCAAAUACAGUGAUGCAGCCAAUCAUGUAGUAUUUUGCACUCGGUAAGAAGCUGCUAGUUGUAGUUAGUAAAGAAUGAUUACAGCAGUCAUGUUACAGAAUAGCCAGGCUGUUACAGAGCACUGAAUGAAUGUUAUAAAAGACUUGACAUAAUGGACUAGAAACAGUAAAAAAAAAGUUUACAAGCUAGUUGGAAGUACAGGUCAUCUGAUUAACUUUUACUCUGCUCCUUUAUUAAACUCAGAGAUUCUGGCUGCAUCUUUUAUUGUACGCAUUCUACUGUUUAUUCAAAUUGUGUGGGUAUUACUGAUGGAUUUUAUGCUAUGAUGCAAACAAUUUUUAAUCUUGUCCAUUAAUCGGAGUCUGAAGAGGUUUCAGCAGGAAUACUUGUGGCUGUUCCAACUUGUUGUUUGGAAGUUAUGACUUGAUUUUCAAAAGAUAAGACAAAAACAUAGUGUUCAGAUUUGUCUAAUUUACUUUUAAUUCAGUGUUAAUUUUCAAUUAAUGGGCUUAUGGCCAAGACGUUCAGACAAACAUUUUACUGCCUGUCAUUGGAUUCUGCCACCAAUGACGAGUUCUGUUGUUCCCAAAGGCAAUUCAGAUCAGAAAAAGUAGCUCACUUUGGAAAAAGGGAAAUGCAUUACAAUGUAUUUGUAUGUUUGAAGUCGGAAGGUAGACACACUGGUUUAGUUAGAUAGCGUACAUGUUAGAUUAACAUAUUCCAUGUUUUAAAAGUGUAAUCAUUUCAGCCAUCACACUGGCAAAAGAAUUGUUAAUUGGCAUUUUUUAUGAAUUCCAGUCAGAUAUUAAGGAAAUGUAUAUGCUUAAGCUCUUCUUCCUGCCUGGGUUCUAUUUAGGAGCCUGGGAGCUAUCUAUGCUCAUAUACAUUUCUGGGAACAUAUAGUGAACUGUUGAACUGUGGCUUGUUUCUUUAUCUACCCCUUUCCAUGCAGAGUGUGCCACUGGAUAAGGUUGGUACUGUUUUGGCUGAAGGGCUGUGGAGCAAUUGAUGGCUCUCUCAACUUUUUACCGGGGAAUUAGAAACCAUGAAGGCAACACUCGUCAAAAGAAAGAAAUGCCCUGUUUCAAUAAGCCAGCAGUUUUAAACUACUAUUUGGUAACAGGGCAGCAUGUGAAUUGUAAAUGAGUAUGGAUUAUGAAGCAAAAUUUUAAUUCGGAAUUUUGAACAAACUGCUUUACUUUGAAACCAGAAACUCAACAAGAUGAGAAACAGUUAUGCUAAUUAAGCAUGGUAUAGAAUAGUUUUAAAAAAAUAUAGAAUAUGCGCAGCAGAUGGUGAUUUGUUGACCUCGUUUUUUUUAAUUGCAAUGCGUAAAAUGACAAAAUGAUGUAAUUACCUUUCUUUCCAAUAUUCCUUAUCCUCUGUAAGGAGGCAAUUUGUAACUUAGGUUUAAACACUGUCAUAAGCAAGUUGGCUCUUGGUUACAUCUAAACACAAAGCAAAACAAUAUUGAAUUGAAAUUGUGUGGUCAGAGUGUAUGGGCCUCGCUCGUAUACUUCAGAUUCAGUGUUAUGUUGUUCCUUGGGCUAGUCUGAAUUUUUUUUUCUUUCAAUCAGAUGCACAUUUUGGAUUGUAAAGGUGCAGUAUGAGCCUACAGAUAACAGAAAUAAAAUGUUGCUGAGAUCUGCAGGUAUCACUGUACUGUUAAUCUUAUGAUUUUGGGAACAUCAACACAAAUGCUAAAAUAACAUCAGUGAGUCUAACUUGCUGAAUAAUUUUCUCUAUAUAUGGGCUAUUGUAUAUGUGGUGUGAGGUUCCAUCACGUUCUGCUAUUUUUAAAUUGUUCUCAAAUAUCAAGUUUCCUGUUUUAAUAAAUAGAAAAAAAGUUUA